Molecule: messenger RNA, 1941 nt
Organism: Fusarium pseudograminearum CS3096
Lineage: Eukaryota; Fungi; Ascomycota; Sordariomycetes; Hypocreales; Nectriaceae
Exons: 1
Coding region: 1-1941 (646 amino acids)
Biological process (GO): intracellular iron ion homeostasis; iron ion transport; copper ion import
Cellular component (GO): plasma membrane
Molecular function (GO): ferric-chelate reductase activity
Source: RefSeq, a predicted model, not a curated record
AUGGUUUCUCACGGGAGUUCUCUCGGCGCUCGCCAUAUCCAGAACAUGAGCGAAGCUAGCAUACUUGAACCCCAUUGGGGUUAUGCAGACCGUGCUCUUCCAUGUGUGAAAGACGUCAAGACCUGCCAGUACCUCGAUCUCGUCUAUUCCGGCCACGACUUUAGCAUGCUCUUCGUCGGAAUCUUCUGGGCAAUGGCAGUUGGUGUCCUAUUGAUCUGGGCUUUUAGCCGCAAGAUUUUCUCUUCUCCAAGAGCAGAUGAGUUCAUCAUCGUGGAUAACGAGAAGACAGCUACCUCGACAACAAACCAACGCACACGGGUAAAAAGGGCCAUCGCAUCUUUUUUCCGUUCCUACCUCUUACCAGAUUCGAUACGUAUUAUCUUUGGUCGCACCACACGUUUACAGGUCACUCUGUUGGCGAUCUUGACAGCCUAUAUGAUCAUAGUCAGCUUUGCUGGUCUCAGCUACCGAAUCUGGGUUGUUGCUAUACCGGACAUGGAGGGUGUCCACACCACCAGAACAACACUUGGCCCUUGGUCGAAUCGAAUCGGUGUCCUCGCCUACGCGCUUACACCUCUCACUGUCAUGUUGGCUAGCCGCGAAUCAAUCCUAAGUCUAUUGACUGGCGUUCCUUACCAAAGCUUCAACUUUCUGCAUCGAUGGCUCGGAUACAUUAUCCUUGCCCAGGCCCUACUCCACACCGUCGGAUGGAUCGUCAUUGAGACGAAGCUCUAUGCUCCACAACCAGCUGCCGCCCUGCAAUUGAUCACGGAGCUUUACAUGAUCUGGGGAAUCGUCGCAACGCUGCUGAUACUACUCCUUUUUGUACUCAGUUUGCCAGUUGUGAUCCGUCGAACAGGCUACGAAUUCUUCCGAAAGGCUCACUAUGUACUGGCAAUGGUCUAUAUUGGCGCGUGCUAUGCGCAUUGGGACAAGCUGUCUUGUUUCCUUUACUCAUCCCUACUUAUCUGGUUUAUCGACCGAGCUCUGCGACUAAUCAGGAGUGGAUUGAUUCAUUAUCAAUAUAUGGAUGACGGUUCUGUCGGCUUUAAGAGCAUCAAUGCGACCAUGAAAUAUUUUCCGGAUUCCGACAAUGGCGAUGUCCUCCGGCUAGAUUUCACGCACUCCCAGGAUCCUUGGAAUAUUGGUCAACACUUUUACCUCUGUUUUACUGAAUGCAGUAUUUGGCAAUCGCAUCCUUUCACUCCACUGAGCCUUCCAGUGGUGCAGGAUGGAGUUGUCAAACAUUCUUACAUCCUACGCGCAAAGCAGGGCGAGACAAAGAAGCUCGCACAGUUGGCACAGAAACGAGCAGCCGAGAACGGACCGUCAGUGACACCCGUCAUUCUUUCCGGAUCCUACGGGGAAUCCAUUGUAGAGGAUUUGACACCGGAGACAAACAUCCUUUGCGUCGCGGGUGGUACUGGCAUCACUUACGUUUUACCUGUUCUUCUGAGUCUGAUCUCCCAGCGAUCAUCGUCUCUACGCAAGGUUCAACUAAUCUGGGCUGUCAGAAAGGAGUCAGACAAGCAGUGGGUUCAAGACGAGCUAGAAUCGAUUUACGAAGCCAGUGAGUCACAUGGUAUUGAAGUGCAUGUGUAUGUUACUCGCGAGACGGGUUAUUCAACAAUCACACGCGAUACUGUUCAAGACGACAAAGCAGCAGAUGUUGGCACAUCUGCGUCGGCACCCUCAGAAUCGGACGAAGUGAGGAGUGACGUUGACAGAAACUUCAAAACCUCUCAUCCAGACUUGAGGAAGAUGAUUCCUAGCUUUGUGGAGGAUACUGUCAGAGGACCAACCACAGUUUUUGCAAGCGGGCCAGGCAGUAUGAUUAGUGACUUGCGUUCUGCCGUGGCUGCUUGUAACUCUGGUGCUCAAGUGUGGAAGGGUAACGACCGUUUCGAUGUGUCUUUGAUAUGCGACAAUAGAUUAGAGUAG